UUAAUUGUGAAAAUGCAGAUUCUGAAAUGUUCAGUGCGGUUAGUGAAGUUAUUCUCAAAUAUUCCUAAAUCAUUAGUUAGUAGUUCAACCAAAGGACGGAAUUACAGUGAAAAUGGAUUAAGUUACUUUCACAAAGUUGGGAAAGAACCUCUGGUUUACCGAACAAUUGGUCAGCAAUUGACGCAUCUUGCAAACAAGAAUGGUGAUCGUGAAGCAAUUGUGGCCAUUGAGGAGAACAGGCGGUUAACGUUUAAUCAACUUCAGCUAGAAGCUGAUCACUUAGCAGCUGGACUUCAGCGUCUGGGAUUGCAAAGAGGUGAUAGAAUUGGUAUAUGGGCACCGCAAAUUAUAGCCUGGCCCGUGGUCUUAUAUGCUGCUGCAAGAGCUGGACUCAUCCUUGUUACGCUCAAUCCAGCCUACGAGGCAACAGAAUUGGAAUUCUGUCUCCGAAGUGUUGGAGUUAAGGCUCUAGUUGCAGCAGAUAGCUUCCGUGGGAAGUCCUAUCAUGAAAAACUCCUAGAAAUAAUCCCUGAACUCACUUCAACUAAGUCCGGAAGAAUUCAGAGCAGCAAACUACCAGACUUAACGACAAUUCUUAUUGAUUCUGAAAAAAACUACGACGGGACGUUUCGAUUGGGUGAUAUACUGGCUCUGCCAACGACCUCCGAAGUGCUCAAUAUUGAAGAUCAGCAAACUAAAAUUAGUCCCGAUAGUGGUUGCAACAUUCAGUUCACAUCGGGGACAACGGGGAAACCUAAGGCUGCUCUACUAAAUCACUACGGCUUCGUCAAUAAUGCCAUAGGCGUUGCAACUUUGGAGCUUGAAAGUACAAUUGUAUGCAAUCAAAUGCCAUUCUUUCAUAUUACUGGAGCAUUGGGUGUAAUAGUGGGUGUACUAUCUGCAAAUGCAACUAUUGUUAUUCCUUCCAUUGCGUACAACUCCGAAAAGUCCUUGUAUGCUAUUCAAAAUGAAGCCUGCAACGUAGUUAAUGGUACACCUGCUAUGUACGUUGAUAUGAUCAAUAAGCAGAAGAAAAUGAAGUUAAAGAUUAAACCAGAUAUUGCUGUAUCUGCUGGAGCUACAUGUCCUGUGCAGUUACUUAAGGAUAUGAAGAAGGAGAUAGGCUUCAAGAAAGUUAAGAUCGCCUAUGGUAUGACGGAGACAGGAAUAACCUUCAACACAAGGCCAGAAGAUGAAGAUGAUCAAACUUACGAAAGAGUUGGACGAAUUCAGGAUCAUAUUGAAGUGAAAGUGAUUGACAAGAGUGGAAAUAUCGUACCGUUUGGUGUUGCAGGUGAACUCUGUAUUCGUGGAUACUCCAACAUGGUCGGCUACUGGGGCAAUAACCUAAUAGACGACGGUUCACACAGAACAGAUGGAUGGUUUAGGACAGGAGACAAUUUUGUUCUUCAUCCCAAUGGAUACGGUCAAAUUGUGGGCAGACUAAAGGAAUUAAUCAUCAGAGGAGGAGAAAACAUUUAUCCGCAGGAAAUUGAAAAUCUCCUCGCUACAGUUCCACAAAUUUCCGAAGUUCAAAUAAUCGGCGUUCCAGAUGAACGUCUAGGGGAAGAAGUCUGUGCCUACAUCAGACUUCAUCAAGGAUAUGAGUCAUUGACAGUUGAAGAAGUUCGUGACUUCUGCAAUGGAAAAAUUGCUCACUUCAAAAUACCCCGCUACGUUAGGAUUGUCAAGGAUUUCCCAAGAACCCAAUCAGGGAAGGUACAAAAGUUCAAACUUGUUGAGAUGUUUUUGCAAAAAUAAA
This is a messenger RNA of Lutzomyia longipalpis, 1762 nucleotides long. RefSeq names its product medium-chain acyl-CoA ligase ACSF2, mitochondrial-like. The transcript has 2 exons. Gene Ontology annotation, molecular function: medium-chain fatty acid-CoA ligase activity. Gene Ontology annotation, biological process: fatty acid metabolic process. The record is from RefSeq and is a predicted model, not a curated record. The coding region runs from base 13 to 1761 and encodes 582 amino acids. Lineage: Eukaryota; Metazoa; Arthropoda; Insecta; Diptera; Psychodidae.